CACCCUGGGAAACAGAGAGUGGGAUCUGCCCCGGAGCCUGGGAAUCGUUCCUCCGGAAAAGCCCGCGGCAGGAGGGCAAUGGCGCCUCUGCAAAAGUUCCUCCCCCGCGGAGAGCUGGUGGCGCUGAGCCUGCUCUGGGCCGUCCUGGGCGAGGCUGGGGCGGGGCAGAUCCGCUACUCCGUGCCCGAGGAGCUGGACAAAGGCUCCUUCGUGGGCAGCAUCGCCCAGGACUUGGGGCUGGAGCCGCGGGCGCUGGCGCAGCGCGGGGUGCGCAUCGUCUCCAGAGGUCGGGCGCAGCUGUUCGCGCUGAGCGCGCGCAGUGGCGGCUUGGUGACGGCGGGCAGGAUCGACCGCGAGGAGCUCUGCGCCCAGAGCGCGCGCUGCCUGCUCCACCUCAACGUCCUCGUGGAGGACGAAUUGACUGUUUAUUCGGUGGAGGUGGAAAUUACAGAUGUGAAUGACAACGCCCCCCGUUUUGGAGCAGAGCAGCUGGAGCUAAAAAUGAGCGAAACCACUGCACCGGGAUUCCGGAUCCCUCUUAAGAGUGCGCACGACGCUGAUGUAGGAGACAACGCCCUGCAGAAGUAUGAACUCAACGCAGAUGCCCACUUCUCCCUGGAAGUGCGAAGUGGAGCGGAUGGGAACAUGUACCCGGAGCUGGUGCUGGAGCGCGCUCUGGAUCGCGAGGAAGAGGCCAUUCAUCACCUGGUUCUUGUGGCUUCUGACGGGGGCAAGCCGGUAAGAUCUGGCACCUGCCACAUCCGAAUCAAGGUCCUGGAUGUGAACGACAAUGCUCCUGUAUUUACACAGCCCGAGUACCGAGUAAGUGUUCCAGAGAAUAUACCCGUAGGCACCCGAAUACUCACCGUAUCGGCCACCGACACCGACGAAGGAUACAAUGCUCAAGUGACAUAUUUUCUAGAGCAAAUCCCUGGAGAACCCUCAGACAAGUUUGAACUGGAAUCAACAUCUGGAGAUCUAACAAUCAUUAAAGGCCUGGAUUAUGAGGCUGCUACAUUCCAUGAAAUUGAUAUUGAAGCUCAGGAUGGGCCUGGCCUUCUAACCAUAACAAAGGUCACCAUUACCGUUUUGGAUGUGAAUGACAACGCCCCAGAAUUUGACAUGAUGUCUGCCACUAGCUCUGUUCCCGAGGACUCUCCUCCAGGAAGCAUCAUUGCACUCUUCAAUGUGCAUGACAGAGACUCCGGGCAAAAUGCUUUUGUCUCCUGUUCACUCCCGGAGAAACUGCCUUUCAAGUUAGAAAGGUCAGUGGACAAUUACUACAGACUGGUGACGACCAGAGCCCUUGACAGGGAGCAGGCUUCCUCUUACAACAUCACUCUAAGGGCCACCGAUGGAGGGAGCCCGCCACUGGGCACGGAUGCGCACGUUUGGCUGCAGGUGGCAGAUAUCAACGACAACCCACCCGCCUUCCCCCAGGAAUCCUACUCCGUCUACCUUAAGGAAAACAACCCCAGAGGCGCCUCCAUCUUCACAGUGUGGGCUCAGGAUCCAGACAGUGACCACAAUGCGCAUGUCACUUACUCUCUGGCUGAGGAGACCUUUCAAGGAGCCCCUCUCUCCUCCUACAUCUCCAUCAACUCUGACAGCGGGGUGCUCUAUGCCCUGCAGUCCUUUGACUAUGAGCGAUUUAGAGAACUCCAGCUCGUGGUGACAGCUAGUGACAGCGGGAAGCCUCCACUCAGCAGCAAUGCGUCCUUGCACCUGUUCUUGGUGGACCAGAAUGACAAUGCGCCUGAGAUCCUCUACCCCGUGGUCCCCACCGAUGGUUCCACGGGUGUGGAGCUGGCGCCUCGCUCCGCAGAGCCGGGAUACCUGGUGACCAAGGUGGUGGCCGUGGACAGGGACUCGGGACAGAACGCCUGGCUGUCCUACCGCCUGCUCAAGGCCAGCGAGCCGGGGCUCUUCACGGUGGGGCUGCACACGGGUGAGGUGCGCACGGCGCGGGCCCUGCUGGACAGAGACGCGCUCAAGCAGAGCCUCGUGGUGGCGGUGCAGGACCACGGCCAGCCGCCCCUCUCGGCCACCGUCACGCUCACCAUCGCCGUGGCCGACAGCAUCCCCGACGUCCUGGCCGACCUGGGCAGCGUGCAGACCUCCAGCGAGCCGCGGGACGCCGACCUCACGCUCUAUCUGGUGGUGGCCGUGGCUGUGGUCUCCUGUGUCUUCCUGGCCUUCGUCAUUGCGCUGCUGGCGCUCAGGCUGAGGCGCUGGCACGCAGUGCGCCUGCUCCGGGCCUCCAGCAGCGGAUUGGCUGGCGCGCCCGCCUCUCACUUGGUGGGCGUGGCUGGAGUGCAAGCUUUCCUGCAGACCUAUUCGCAGGAGGUGUCCUUGACUGCGGACUCCUGCCAAAGCCACCUCAUCUUCCCCCAGCCCAACUAUGCCGACACCCUCAUCAGCCAGGGAAGCUGUGACAAGAAGGAUGUCCUCUCUGCGCCCCAGUCUUUACUAGACGAUAAAGGAGAUGAAUCCUCUCAGCUGUCUACUUCGAACCACUGA
Molecule: messenger RNA, 2520 nt
Organism: Perognathus longimembris pacificus (Pacific pocket mouse)
Lineage: Eukaryota; Metazoa; Chordata; Mammalia; Rodentia; Heteromyidae
Product: protocadherin gamma-A2-like
Exons: 2
Coding region: 79-2520 (813 amino acids)
Biological process (GO): homophilic cell-cell adhesion
Cellular component (GO): plasma membrane
Molecular function (GO): calcium ion binding
Source: RefSeq, a predicted model, not a curated record